This is a messenger RNA of Gorilla gorilla gorilla (western lowland gorilla), 2688 nucleotides long. It is a transcript of the gene PPA1, whose product is annotated as inorganic pyrophosphatase 1. The coding region runs from base 242 to 1111 and encodes 289 amino acids. NCBI's taxonomy places the organism in Eukaryota, Metazoa, Chordata, Mammalia, Primates, Hominidae. Gene Ontology annotation, molecular function: inorganic diphosphate phosphatase activity; magnesium ion binding. Gene Ontology annotation, biological process: phosphate-containing compound metabolic process. The record is from RefSeq and is a predicted model, not a curated record. Gene Ontology annotation, cellular component: cytoplasm. The transcript has 11 exons.
GAGGCUGGGCCCGAGGGGCGGGGCUGGGGAGUGCGGACGCCCGGGCCUGGCGGAGUGCGCCUGCGCACGGGCUUGGCCCGGCGGGGGUGGGAACACUAGCGGAGCCGCGUUAAAGGCGCUCCCAGCCCCGCCCGCCGGUCCAGUGCUCGCAGUGCGCAGGCGCGGGGUUCUCUCCUUGUCAGUCGGCGCCGUGUGCGGGCUGGUGGCUCUGGGGCAGUGGCGGCGGCAGGACUCCGGCACCAUGAACGGCUUCAGCACCGAGGAGCGCGCCGCGCCCUUCUCCCUGGAGUACCGAGUCUUCCUCAAAAAUGAGAAAGGACAAUAUAUAUCUCCAUUUCAUGAUAUUCCAAUUUAUGCAGAUAAGGAUGUGUUUCACAUGGUAGUUGAAGUACCACGCUGGUCUAAUGCAAAAAUGGAGAUUGCUACAAAGGACCCUUUAAACCCUAUUAAACAAGAUGUGAAAAAAGGAAAACUUCGCUAUGUUGCGAAUUUGUUCCCGUAUAAAGGAUAUAUCUGGAACUAUGGUGCCAUCCCUCAGACUUGGGAAGACCCAGGGCACAAUGAUAAACAUACUGGCUGUUGUGGUGACAAUGACCCAAUUGAUGUGUGUGAAAUUGGAAGCAAGGUAUGUGCAAGAGGUGAAAUAAUUGGCGUGAAAGUUCUAGGCAUAUUGGCUAUGAUUGACGAAGGGGAAACCGACUGGAAAGUCAUUGCCAUUAAUGUGGAUGAUCCUGAUGCAGCCAAUUAUAAUGAUAUCAAUGAUGUCAAACGGCUGAAACCUGGCUACUUAGAAGCUACUGUGGACUGGUUUAGAAGGUAUAAGGUUCCUGAUGGAAAACCAGAAAAUGAGUUUGCGUUUAAUGCAGAAUUUAAAGAUAAGGACUUUGCCAUUGAUAUUAUUAAAAGCACUCAUGACCAUUGGAAAGCAUUAGUGACUAAGAAAACGAAUGGAAAAGGAAUCAGUUGCAUGAAUACAACUGUGUCUGAGAGCCCCUUCAAGUGUGAUCCUGAUGCUGCCAGAGCCAUUGUGGAUGCUUUACCACCACCCUGUGACUCUGCCUGCACAGUACCAACAGAUGUGGAUAAGUGGUUCCAUCACCAGAAAAACUAAUGAGAUUUCUCUGGAAUACAAGCUGAUAUUGCUACAUCAUGUUCAUCUGGAUGUAUUAGAUGUAAAAGUAGUAGCUUUUCAAAGCUUUAAAUUUGUAGAACUCAUCUAACUAAAGUAAAUUCUGCUGUGACUAAUCCAAUAUACUCAGAAUGUUAUCCAUCUAAAGCAUUUUUCGUAUCUCAACUAAGAUAACUUUUAGCACAUGCUUAAAUAUCAAAGCAGUUGUCAUUUGGAAGUCACUUGUGAAUAGAUGUGCAAGGGGAGCACAUAUUGGAUGUAUAUGUUACCAUAUGUUAGGAAAUAAAAUUAUUUUGCUGAAACUUAGGAUAUUUUUAUUUUAAUCUGAAGCCAACAUUAAGUAGGUAUGGGUAUUUUCUGGUGUUUGUUUUCUGUUGAGAGUCUUAUAAUUCAAAUUUAUAAUUAUUAGACAAAGAAAUCGCUUAUAUUUAUAGUACUCUUGAUACUGCGCUCUAGUACUUAAGUCCUAGCAUACCAUUCUAAAGCAAAAGCUUUUAAAUUUAUAUCACAUUAGCAGAAAGCACAAUGUUGCUCACCCUUUGAAGUUAUAUAUUAAUAGUUAUUUUUCUACUUCUUCAGUCAACUAAUUGGACCCUUAAGUCAUUUAUAUUAUAUUCUAAGUUAUCAGCUGAACAAACCAGUUUGAAUGCCAGCCCAUCUUCUUACUAGCUCUGUAAUAUUAAGUCAGUUACCAACCACUCAACUUCAGUUCCUUCAUCUGUGAAACAGACAUUAUUCAUGUAAUGGCAUGUAGUAUGCAUUCAGAUUCUUUUUUUUUUUUUUUGAAACAGGGUCUCACUGUCGCCCAGGCUGGAGUGCAGUGGUGUGAUCUCGGCCCACUUCAACCUCCGCCUCCUGGGUUCAAGUGAUUCUCCUGCCUCAGCCUCCCAAGUAGCUGGGAGUACAGGCAUGCACCACAACGCCUGACUAAUUUUGGUAUUUUUAGUAGAGACGGGGUUCACCACGUUGGCUGGGCUGGUCUCGAACUCCUGUCCUCAAGUGAUCCACCCACCUCGGCCUCCCAAAGUGCUGGGAUUAGAGGUGUGAGCCCCUGUGCCCAGCCCAUUCAGAUUUUUUUAAUGAAAAUUUUAUUGAGAUGAAUAUAGAUUCACAUGUAGUUCUAAAAAAGUAAUUCAGAGAUAAUUCAAAUAAUUCUGUAUACCUUACCCUGUUUCUCCUAAAAGUAAGAUUUUGUAAAACUAUAGUAUAACAACCAGGACAUUGACUUUGAUAUAAUCCACCAGUCAUAUACAGACUCCAAGUCCACCAAUCAUAUUCAGACUUCCUAGUUUCACUUGUAUUAAUGAAUAUUUGUAUGAUGUAUUCUAUAUAAUUUAUAAUUCUAUAGUGUAAUCACCUAUGUAAGUUUAUGUAUCCUAUAAGAUAUUGAACAGUUUCAACACCACAAGAUCUCUCGUGUUGCCCUUUUAUAAUCACACCCACCUCCCCCCUGUCUUCUGCACACCACCAUCCUUAACCCCUGGCAACCACUAAUCUGUCCUCCAUUUUUCUAUGAUUUUGUCAUUUCAAGAAUAUUAUAUAAAUGGAAUCAUACAGUA